Anguilla anguilla (European eel) is the source of this 2989-nucleotide messenger RNA. It is a transcript of the gene tfap2c, whose product is annotated as transcription factor AP-2 gamma (activating enhancer binding protein 2 gamma). Gene Ontology annotation, cellular component: nucleus. Gene Ontology annotation, biological process: regulation of transcription by RNA polymerase II; anatomical structure development; regulation of cell population proliferation. Lineage: Eukaryota; Metazoa; Chordata; Actinopteri; Anguilliformes; Anguillidae. Gene Ontology annotation, molecular function: DNA-binding transcription factor activity, RNA polymerase II-specific; RNA polymerase II transcription regulatory region sequence-specific DNA binding. The transcript is spliced from 8 exons. The record is from RefSeq and is a predicted model, not a curated record. The coding region runs from base 308 to 1732 and encodes 474 amino acids.
ACCGUCAGAGGGAGUAGAGAUACUUAAAUUCAAUGCUUUGCUAAACGCUUCCGACUGUGGCGUGUACUGCGUCUGUCUGCAAGCGGAUGGUUGUUGACAGUCUGUUUCGCAUAUUUUGCACUUUAGAAUCAAAACCUCUCGCACCUUUACAUCACGCUGACGGCUAAGUCCCAAAUAAGCCAUUGCUAUCUGUACUAGAAAGAGAGGUUGAUUGCAGGAACAGCUAGUUUCACUACCUGGAUUUAUACGAAGACCCAGUCACCGACAACAUUGCUGAUUUCAGUUUGGGUCGAUUCAGCGUGAAACAAUGUUGUGGAAGUUAGCUGAUAACGUCAAAUACGAGGAGGACUGCGAGGAAAGACACGACGGGAGCAGCAAUGGGAACCCCCGACUGCCCCACCUGCCUGCGGUGAGCCAGCACCUAUACAGCCCGUCUCCUUCUCUAUCACAUUCGGGCAGCUCAGACUUCCAGCCGCCCUACUUUCCGCCACCGUACCAGCCAAUAUCAUACCCCCAGUCCAGUGACCCGUAUUCCCACCUCAGCGACCCGUUCAACAUAAACUCCCUACAUCAGUCCCAAUCAACUAAUCAACAGCAAUCCUGGCCCGGGCGUCAAAGUCAAGAUGGAAUCGGCAGCCAUGGCCGUAGUGGCUUAGCCAGUCAGAUUCUUGGACUUGAAGGAGGCUCCACCGGCGUGCGGAGAGAGGCAUUCCGAAGGCCGGAGCUUCUCCCCCCGCACGUGCACGGCAUCGACUCGGCCGUUAUCAGCGACAAUUUAGGAUUGCACGAGAUGGCCCAUAGCUUGGACGACGUGCAGCACGUCGACGAUCACAGUAUUAUCGUGGCAGACCAGACUGUCAUUAAAAAAGUAUUAGGACUACGAAGUGGCAGGAACCACGAUCGCUUACAGCGGACUUAUUUUGAGGGUGGCUUUCUUGCGGGUGAGAAUGAAGGUCCCGUGUCUCUCCAUAAGGGGAACACGCUGGGCCUGCCCUAUCAGAAGGAGUCUCUGCUGGGCAUGGUGUCCAAUCCCACGGAGGUCUUCUGCUCCGUCCCUGGCCGCCUGUCCCUGCUCAGCUCCACCUCCAAGUACAAGGUGACGGUGGCCGAGGUGCAGAGACGCCUGUCCCCCCCGGAGUGCCUCAACGCCUCGCUGCUGGGCGGAGUCCUGCGCAGAGCCAAGUCUAAAAAUGGCGGGCGGUCUUUGCGGGAGAAGCUGGACAAGAUCGGGCUGAACCUGCCGGCGGGCCGACGAAAGGCCGCCAACGUCACCCUGCUGACCGCGCUGGUGGAAGGUGAAGCGGUUCACCUGGCCAGAGACUUUGGCUACGUGUGCGAGACCGAGUUUCCGGCGAAGGCCAUCGCGGAGUACCUGGGCCGGCCCCACGUGGAGCGCAACGAGAUCAACUCCCGCAAGAACAUGCUGCUGGCCGCCAAGCAGAUCUGCAAGGAGUUCACGGACCUGCUGACCCAGGACCGCUCGCCGCUGGGCAACUCUCGGCCGGCUCCCAUCCUGGACCCGGGCAUCCAGGGCUGCCUGACCCACUUCAGCCUCAUCACCCACGGCUUCGGGAGCCCCGCCAUCUGCGCCGCCAUGACCUCGCUGCAGAACUACCUGAACGAGGCCCUCAAGCAGGUGGACAAAAUGUACCUGAGCUCCGGCGGGGAGCCGCAGGGCGCCUCCGACGGCGGCGGCAAGGCCUCCGACAAAAUGGAGAAGCACCGGAAAUGAGGCUCCGCCCCCUCCGCGCCCAGACCCCGCCUUACGCGCUUCCCCCUGGGACCGCGCCUCCACCGUCGCGUCGUCGUUUAAGUAUUUUUUUUUUUGUCCGACCGUUGUUCUCGACCGUUGUUUUUUUUGCGUUUCCGGGGCAAAUUGCUUUGCCUUUUUGUAUUCCAUGGUCUUCCAGAAAAAAAAAAGUUUUUAUUUACCGUUGGUGCGUAAGGCUUCCCUGAAGAUCAACGUAAAAAGCCGUUUUUUUAUGACUCGGGAAGGCUGAGUUUCACCUGGAGCUGAAGACGCAGACUUUUGGACACCGUAACAGGAGCGAGAGCGAGAGUUCACUGACCUUUUAGGAAUGCACCUUUUCCCGAGAGGAGUUACUAUUUCCGUGGAUUCCGAGCAGAUUGUUUCUUUUCUUCCACGAUUUGCUUUCUGUUCCCUCAGCGUCAGCGUCGGUGCAGAGUUUCCAUUGGACUACAGAGGACAGUGACAUUUAGCCAGAUGGCGAUGGUUUUUUUUUUUUUUUUAGUUUUGUAUUUUUUUUAUUUGUAAACUAUUAUUUACAUUUACAGUGUUAUGAUGUUUGGACUCUGGGAUUGCUGUGGGCUGAUGUGCGAACGUGCGUGCGUACGCACGUACAUGCCCGCGUGUAUGUGUGUGCGAGUCUGUGCGCGUGUGCGUGCGUGUGUAUAUAGGGAGAUUGGGUGCAGAUAGUUGUGUAGCUGAGCUAAGGCUGAUAGCAUUUACUGAAUGGGCAGCCAUACAGGGGAGGGGAAGGAGGAGGAGGAGGGAGGGAGGUAGGUUGGGGCGUGGGUGGGCUGAGUGUUAAAUAGAUGGGGCAAAGGGGGGUUGGAAAGGGCCGCUCUUUCAUGGAUUUCUUGCGGCUUGCACAGUGAGAGAGGGCUGAGACCAAAUAGUUUCCGCGUAAACAAAAGCAGCAUCAGAAACGAACCUGCAAUCGGCACGCUUGUUCUGGAAUAUUCCCCCUCACUGUAAGGCUCAACCUUAGUUCUGCAGAAGCCAUGUUGGGCUUGGUGUCCCUCCGGUCCGUUCUGAACAGGCCUGCCCCACGUUCCCCUGGCACUUAACUGGAACCUCUAGUUAAAAGUCUGUUCAAAAUGCAGGGGUUCCCCAGGGGUCUCUUUAAGACCUCUCUAAAUUGUGUGAUAUCUUGACCAGCCGAUAGAAUCGUCACCUGAAUUGUCUCGUGAGUUAAGACGUAUGCAUAUUCUAUACCAUUCCAAUUUCACAAUUUGAUAAAAGGAC